Trichophyton verrucosum HKI 0517 is the source of this 795-nucleotide messenger RNA. RefSeq lists its product as uncharacterized. The transcript is spliced from 2 exons. The record is from RefSeq and is a predicted model, not a curated record. NCBI's taxonomy places the organism in Eukaryota, Fungi, Ascomycota, Eurotiomycetes, Onygenales, Arthrodermataceae. Bases 1 to 795 code for a protein of 264 amino acids.
AUGCAGUGGAGCUUUACAUUCCCUCCCGUUGAUUUCAGAAUCCAGGUAGACAUGGAGAACGCCCCGGUACACACCAAUGUCUACGCUCCUUUCUUCAGCUUGAUGAUCUGGCUUGCAUCGACACUGGUAGCAGUCCUGCUCUUCCGCAGGGUCAGAGCUGGGUACCUUGAAUUUCUCUCCCUAGGACCCGGCGGGACGCCUUCUACUCCCAUGGGAUACCUCCGGACUGGAAUACUCAAAUAUCUGCCUACUCGUACCGGAAAACGCCCAAAAGUUGCAGGAAUCAUUCCUCAUAGACAAGUCACACAACAAGCCACACCCGACAUGUACGCUGCUCUUAAAGAAGAAAUAAAAAAACUUGCCCUCUCUAAUUCUGAUCGGCUUUAUGAGGGAACGUCAUGCUUCGAGAAGCAUAGCAUUGGUCUCUUCACUCCUCUCGACUUACCGAAUAGAGUUACAUGUAAUGGAGAAAUAUGCCACGCCCACCCCAUUGAUGGGAGCAUUCAUAUGACUCUUCAUCCAGCAGAUGUCAAGUUUGUCAUUGAACGGGGAUGGGGUGAGCGGCACCCGCUUGCUCGAGAUAGCUGGUGGUGGAUGUUUAGGCUUGUACCUACGGGGUUUGUCAUGAUAUACGCUCCCCGCUCGAAGGAGGAGUUGGACAGUGUGGUUCAAAUCAUCCAUGCUGCUUCUUGGUGGGUGAAUGGUAUUGAACCGCGCUGGUCUACACCUGCGAACAGCAGUCGGUGUGGGGUCGAUGGGGGAGCUGGUUUUAUCAAAUCUCAAGUUAGAACCUAA